GGUUUCUUUUCAUCUUCUCAGCUCAAGAGUCAGGAUAUCUCAGAUUUAACAGCAGUUGAAAGGGAAGACUCAUCUUUACUUACUCCUGCAGCCAAAAAAAUGAAAAUAGAUACCAAAGAAAAGAAAGAGAAGAAGCAAAAAGUGGAUGAAGAUGAGAUUCAAAAGAUGCAAAUCCUGGUUUCUUCUUUUUCUGAGGAGCAACUGAACCGUUAUGAGAUGUACCGCCGGUCAGCAUUCCCUAAGGCAGCCAUUAAAAGGCUGAUCCAGUCCAUCACUGGCACCUCUGUGUCUCAGAAUGUUGUUAUUGCUAUGUCUGGCAUUUCCAAGGUUUUCGUCGGGGAGGUGGUAGAAGAAGCACUGGAUGUGUGUGAGAAGUGGGGAGAGAUGCCACCACUACAACCCAAACAUAUGAGGGAGGCUGUUCGGAGGUUAAAGUCGAAGGGGCAGAUCCCCAACUCAAAGCACAAAAAAAUCAUCUUCUUCUAGAUUGAAGCCUAGAAAGGCCUGGUACUGAAGGAAGGAGUACCGGUUCCAGACUUCCUACUGCAUGAGACUUUUGCACAGGUGCUUUAGUCCUCUAAGGAUUCCAUGAUGAUUUUAAUGUCUUUCUCAGAACUCUGAUAUUCAUCACAUCUAAAAGGCAUGCAGCCUGUUUCAUACUUGCCUUGACUAAAUAUUGGCACCUCUUUGGACAUUCUGAGGCAUUUAACUAUUUCUUGGCUAGUUGGAAGAAGAAAGGUACAUGGGCCUUAAGCGUCUUCCAGACAGAGAAGCUGCUUUCAGAAAGUCUUUCCAAGAAAGCUUUGAUGGUUUCACAUUGAAGCAUGAAGUUGCUAUGAUUUAGGUUGUUUCUUCCAUCUGGUUUUAAGUAGAUGAAACAACCAGAAACUUUGACUUGUGAUACUCUACCAUGAAGAACACAGUGAUGGGAGGAGUGGUGGAAAAGUUUAUCCCUGUACACAUGUAAAGUUCCCUAUGGAUCUUGGUGAGUGAUCAUUAAACUGUUUUCCAACUUGC
Messenger RNA from Herpailurus yagouaroundi (jaguarundi), 1017 nucleotides. Its product is annotated as transcription initiation factor TFIID subunit 11. Gene Ontology annotation, biological process: transcription initiation at RNA polymerase II promoter; RNA polymerase II preinitiation complex assembly. Gene Ontology annotation, molecular function: RNA polymerase II general transcription initiation factor activity; protein heterodimerization activity. The transcript has 4 exons. The annotation marks the transcript as partial. The record is from RefSeq and is a predicted model, not a curated record. Gene Ontology annotation, cellular component: nucleus; transcription factor TFIID complex. Lineage: Eukaryota; Metazoa; Chordata; Mammalia; Carnivora; Felidae.